UGAUAACAUGGAUAACAUGUGAUGACAUGUUCACUGAUGUUCACUUAUGUGCUUAUGCACAUUAUAUUUUUUUUCAGACUUAAGUGUAUCAGUAUUAAUCAACAGAAUCUGUUUUUAUCGAAAUAUAUACUUUUAUAAAUUAUUUUUACAUUUCUGGCUAAGAAAGAUUUAUUAAUUGGUUAUAUGAUUGUCGAAUGUUUGUCAUGAUUUCUCCGUUAUUGUGAAACUUCUCCGAAUUAUUGAAACGAAAUAUCAUGAUUAAUGUGAGCGUAAGUCAGCUUGUGAAUCAAGUAGACAAAAGUCAUUUUACAUUGUACACAGAAUGGGAGGAUACGCAUUUUAAAAUCAUAUUAUUAAGGUCGUCCACAGUUCCAUUGAGAGGCGAGAUGCACACAGAGAAUGCCAAUUACUUUCUAAAACAUCUGGACGAGUCCUUUGAGACAUAUUUGGAGAAAACUCGACAUGCAUUUUCUGGAGCAAAUGCGGACAUAUAUUUCUUUCUUGAAGAUUAUACGUUUACAUGGAAGCAGCAAAAUAUUCUCAUUCGUGGAGAAAUUGCAGUGCAACCUCUUUCAAAUUUAUUAGUUAUUUCCGAUACUUUGAUGCAAUUGUCAGAGCUUUAUGAAAAAUGUCAAGAACAAAUACAAACAUUGGAAAAAGAAAAUGAUGGCUUGAAGAAAACCAACACAAAGUUAAUCACAGAUAUAGAAGAAAUGAUAGAUAUAAAAAACAUCAUGGAAAAGGAUCUUUACACAAAAUUUCUUUUACUUCUGAAUACAAAGAAGAAAAGAAUUAGGGAACUUCAAAAGGUUUUAAAUAGUAAGGAACAGACAACAAGAUCAGUAUACGAAGAAACCACUGAUGAUGAAAGCCAGGGAUCAGAUAUAGAGAGCAAGAAAAUAUAUAACACUAAUGCUAAAUCAUUUAAUACGAGAAAACGCACGGCGGAUUAUGAGAAUGAACAUAAAACUAUACUAAAGAGUGAUGAACGAAAUUUUAAAAGACGUAUAAAUUCCAGUGAAGGUGCAAGUCCUGAACCUUCAACUAGCAAGAUUAAAUCAGAAAAUAUAGACACGCAUGAUGUAAUGAAAUCUAAACACACACUUGAUAUUUCAGACGAAGAAUCUGAAGAGGAUAUGUUUUCUUAAUGACAAAAGUUAUUUAUCACAUUUGCAGUUUCUUACACCUAAAAGAUAAGAUAAUGCAAUUAGACCAUAUUCAUA
Messenger RNA from Linepithema humile (Argentine ant), 1223 nucleotides. Its product is annotated as DNA repair protein XRCC4-like. Gene Ontology annotation, biological process: DNA recombination; response to X-ray; double-strand break repair via nonhomologous end joining. NCBI's taxonomy places the organism in Eukaryota, Metazoa, Arthropoda, Insecta, Hymenoptera, Formicidae. Gene Ontology annotation, cellular component: DNA ligase IV complex; nucleus; DNA-dependent protein kinase-DNA ligase 4 complex. The record is from RefSeq and is a predicted model, not a curated record. Gene Ontology annotation, molecular function: DNA binding.